UUAUAAACUAUUCCAAGUGCAUUUCAAUUUAGAAUGGCUGGGUAUAAGGGUAUUUUAUGUCAGCAACUAAUGUGAAAGAUAAUCAAGUUCAAGUUCGCCCUAGUCAACAUAAAUUUGAAUCACAUCAUAAUGUAUUGGAAGUUAACAGAGGUUCUACGUUCAUCUCAGCAUAUCUCAAUCGUCAGGCGAUUACAUUAUUGUCCGCAUUAGGAAUUCCUGGUGAAGUAUUUAUUGAAUUAUAAGAUUUACGAGUUAGGGAAUUGGAUAAAAUGCUUGAUGGUGAACAUACGGCGUUGGACAAAGGAAUGUUGAUGAAUAUGGAAUUUCAAUCUCAUUUACUGAUCUUGCCAAAGCGGG
This is a messenger RNA of Rhizophagus irregularis DAOM 181602=DAOM 197198, 357 nucleotides long. The record is from RefSeq and is a predicted model, not a curated record. Lineage: Eukaryota; Fungi; Glomeromycota; Glomeromycetes; Glomerales; Glomeraceae.